Molecule: messenger RNA, 237 nt
Organism: Linum trigynum
Lineage: Eukaryota; Viridiplantae; Streptophyta; Magnoliopsida; Malpighiales; Linaceae
Source: the annotation of a GenBank genome assembly
AUGACGACGACUUUGUUCGUGAAACCUCGGGAAGUGAAUAGUGUUUCUCAGUCCUUCGAGGCACGCCUCGUCGCACUUUUUGGCCACGCAUCCGGCGGGGCUCAGCAGAAUCAUAUGGUCUUCAAGAUCACGAGCAACGUGCCACGCUCGCGCGGGCUCAUAAAAUUUGAGGAUUCUCACGAACUUCCCCACUGGACCGACCACGACAACGACCAGCUCUCCCUUGAACUCCACUAA